UUUGUAAACCGAGCCAUCACUCGCAACAAACGCGAUCGAUCGAUUUCGAUGACCUUGAUCGAAAGAAAAGCACAGGGCGGGCGGAGCACUUGCACGGGGUAUCGUGAUAUUACGUAAAGCGGGCAAUUGUAUAAUCGUUUCGACUACGUGUGGCUGUCCGGCCGGAACGUGUAACAAGGUUAUAACGUCGGCCGAGUAAUUACGCGGAUCGUUGUGCGCUUCCCACACGGUACACCGUAAGCAAGUAUUUUCGUUUAAUCUUUCGCCGUUCCAAUCUCGCUUCUUUCCUUCCUUGGUCGCCCUGGAACGAUUACAAAUCCGUGGACGGAUCUUUAUCUAGCUCGAAAGAGAAGAAAAGGAGAAAGAAAUAUUUCGAUCGGCUCUUUACCGGAUCUAGCCGCGCUAGGCAACCUCUUCCCUCGCUGUCUCGCACUUUCCAUCUUUAUCUCGAGAGUCGGACGCAAGGCUGGACAACUUCAAGGCAACAAACAGACGCUUUUUUUUCUCAAGUUCAAGUUCGUCUGGGGUCCGAGAUCGGCGAACGCCCGGUUUCUUUUUAAGGCAAAGGUGCGGUCUCGCGUGUCUCCCAUACAUACAGGGGAACGUACACGCGUUCUUUCCAUUAUUAUUAUUAUUAUUAUUAAUUAAUAUUCGAAAAUUUCGUCGAUUUGUAUCCAAUCUUCUAAAAGAUUAUUUCGAUAUCCCUCUCUUUCCUACUUCCUUCUCCAAUUUUCGUCCAAGAAAACAAGUCAUAAACGUAUAUAGAUAAUGCGUAGAUAAUCCGGAAUAAUUUCUAUCGAGCCCAAGUUCUUUGUCCUCUUUGUUUGUAAGGCAAGUCGUUGAACGAUAUUUGGAUCGUAAAUCGUUUUUCGAAGGACGAGUCUCGCCUCGAAAGGGGAAAACCUGUUCGCGUUCCUGCAGGGGGAGGGGGGGAAGUUGCUCGAACGCAACCUCCAUGAAAAAGAAGGAAAUGACGCGUAUUGUUGGGACGCCCGUAUCCUCUGUACGCUCAACCUUGAGAUGGAGACGUAGUUAGUCGCUGGGAAAUCGUCGAAAGAGAAGAGUUCUCCGGGAGGAGGAGAAGUGGAUUGGUCGAGCGAGUCGAAAAAAGAUUCGAUCCACCAAGAACAAGAAGAAGAAGAAGAAGAAGAAGGUCCGCUUCCCCGGAGGAACCUGCUGUUGUUGCCCUUCGCGUACGAUAAAAGGGGAUGCAAAAGAAAGAUGGGAGAGUUUCGCGCCCUAUAUAAGCGGCGUUUCCUCGCCUAUCGCGGUGUAAUCGUCCCAUCGUCAUCGUGCGAGACGUGACGUACGCUGUUUGAAAAAAACAAGCAUGUUGAAAACGCUGUUGCUCGCCGGAUUGUUGGCCGUCGCGUUGGCCGCGCCAGCGCCGGCUCCGAUCCCAGCCCCGGCUCCUGCACCGACACCCUCGCCUCUUGCGCCGGCCGCUCUGCUCUCCGCCGCCCCGCUACCGGCCGCUCCACUGCCAUCACCCGUCAUCUCCAACAUCGGCUCGCCGCUACUCUACCCCAACUACCCGGCGUCCAUCUCGGUUGGUUACGCGCCUGCUGCCUCCUACAUUUACAAAAGCUACGUGAUCUAAUCGAAGCGAGGAUCGGAUCUGAACCGCGGAUCGAAGUGGCAGGAACAUCGAGUCGAAUCGAAUUCGAAUAUUUUUGUUUAGAAAGGGAAGGGAAAAAGGGAAUCGAUAAUCUUUCUUUCGAAUCGUUCGAUCUUUCAUUUUUCUUCUUCUCCUUCUGUAUCUUUAGAUCCGUUAUACUGCAAUAAAAACUACUUUUGAACGCAAA
Molecule: messenger RNA, 1805 nt
Organism: Apis mellifera (honey bee)
Lineage: Eukaryota; Metazoa; Arthropoda; Insecta; Hymenoptera; Apidae
Product: cyclin-dependent kinase inhibitor 1C
Exons: 2
Coding region: 1331-1600 (89 amino acids)
Source: RefSeq, a predicted model, not a curated record